Molecule: messenger RNA, 4728 nt
Organism: Sinocyclocheilus rhinocerous
Lineage: Eukaryota; Metazoa; Chordata; Actinopteri; Cypriniformes; Cyprinidae
Product: myosin-11-like
Exons: 34
Coding region: 31-4728 (1565 amino acids)
Biological process (GO): actin filament organization
Cellular component (GO): membrane; actin cytoskeleton; myosin complex
Molecular function (GO): microfilament motor activity; actin filament binding; ATP binding
Source: RefSeq, a predicted model, not a curated record
UCAUAAAAUAACUCACAGAAAUACUUCAAGAUGGCCAAGCAACCAGAAAACGAAGACAGCAAUGAGUUCCUUUUCCUUGACAAUGACUUCAAAAACAGUGGAGUGGCCCAGGCUGAUUGGUCGACCAAAAAGAUGGUGUGGAUACCUUCAGAAAGGGAAGGUUUUCAGUCAGCCAGUAUCAAAGAAGAGACAGGGAAUGAGGUGGUGGUUGAGCUUGACAAUGGAAAGAAGGUGACCGUCAGCAAAGAUGAAAUCCAGAAAAUGAACCCACCCAAGUACAACAAGGUUGAAGACAUGGCUGCACUGACUUGCCUGAAUGAGGCCUCAGUGCUGCAUAACAUCAGGGAGAGGUAUUUCUCAGGUCUCAUUUAUACUUACUCAGGCCUCUUCUGUGUGGUGGUGAACCCCUAUAAGUUGUUGCCCAUCUACUCUGAGAAGAUCACUGAGAUGUACAAGGGGAAGAAGCGUCAUGAGGUUCCUCCCCACAUCUAUGCCGUCACUGAUAAUGCCUAUAGGAACAUGCUGCAAGAGCGCGAGGACCAGUCUAUUCUCUGCACUGGUGAGUCGGGUGCAGGAAAAACGGAAAAUACCAAAAAGGUCAUCCAGUACCUUGCAGUUGUGGCAUCAUCACACAAAGGAAAGAGACACCAGCUCUCAACAAAAAGGACCCCAGGUGAGCUAGAGAAGCAGCUCCUGCAGGCCAAUCCUAUUCUGGAGGCAUUUGGCAAUGCAAAGACCAUCAAAAAUGAUAAUUCCUCAAGAUUUGGUAAAUUUAUUCAAAUCAACUUUGACAACACUGGCUACAUCGUUGGAGCAAACAUUGAAACCUACCUCCUGGAAACGUCUUGGUGUAUCCGACAGGCCAAAAUCGAGAGAUCCUUCCACAUCUUCUACUACAUGGUGACUGGAGCCAAAGACAAAAUGCGAGAUGAGCUCUUGCUAGAGGAUUUUAGUAACUACCGUUUCCUGGUGGCUGGGCAUGUGCAGGUACAAAACCAGCAAGAUGAUGAGAUGUUUGAAGAGACUCUGGAAGCCAUGGAGGUCCUGGGCUUUAAUGAGGAGGAAAGAAUUGGCAUGUUGAAAGUAUGUUCUACUGUACUGCAACUGGGGAAUAUUGAGUUCAAAGCAGAGAAAAACCAGGAGCAGGCCAGCAUGCCGGAUAAUACAGCUGCACAGAAAGUGUGCCAUCUGCAGGGGAUUAAUGUGACUGACUUCACCAAAGCUAUUCUCACUCCUCGCUUCAAAGUAGGCGGAGAGCUGGUACAGAAAGCACAGACCAAAGAACAGGCUGACUUUGCAAUUGAAGCCUUGGCCAAGGCCAUGUAUGACCGUCUGUUUCGCUGGAUCUUGGCAUGUGUCAACAAGGCUCUAGAUAAGACAAAGCGCCAGGGAGCCUCUUUUCUGGGCAUCUUAGACAUUGCUGGGUUUGAGAUUUUUGAGGAUAACUCGUUUGAGCAGCUGUGCAUCAACUACACCAAUGAGAAACUGCAACAGCUCUUCAAUCACACUAUGUUCAUCCUGGAGCAGGAGGAGUACAAGAAGGAAGGCAUCGAGUGGAAUUUCAUCGACUUUGGUCUGGACCUCCAGCCCUGCAUUGAGCUCAUUGAGAGACCGAACAAUCCUCCAGGUAUCCUAGCUCUGCUAGAUGAGGAGUGCUGGUUUCCAAAAGCAACGGAUGUUUCCUUUGUCGAAAAACUCACAAACACCCACUCAAGCCACUGCAAAUUCUCUAAACCUAAGAAUCUAAAGGAGAAGGCUUUCUUCACUGUGCAACACUAUGCUGGCAAGGUGGAUUAUAAUGCCACAUCUUGGUUGACUAAAAACAUGGACCCACUCAAUGACAAUGUCACAGCUCUGCUGAGUAACUCUUCCAGUGCAUUUGUGCAGGACAUCUGGAAAGAUGUGGACCGUGUGGUGGGUUUGGAAACCAUGGCUAAAAUGGCUAAGUCUGAUAGCGCAGCUCCUACUGCUUCAAAGUCCAAGAAAGGCAUGUUCCGCACCGUAGGACAGCUGUACAAGGAGUCUCUUGGCAAGCUCAUGACAACUCUCCAUAACACUCAACCAAACUUUGUACGCUGCAUCAUUCCCAACCAUGAAAAAAGGGCUGGCAAGAUAGAUGCCCACUUGGUUCUCGAGCAGCUGCGCUGUAAUGGUGUACUGGAAGGGAUCCGCAUCUGUCGCCAGGGCUUUCCCAAUCGCAUCGUCUUUCACGAGUUCCGCCAGCGCUAUGAGAUCCUAGCUGCCAGGGCUAUUCCUAAAGGAUUCAUGGAUGGAAAACAAGCCAGUACUCUUAUGAUCAAACAUCUAGACUCGGACCCCAACCUGUACCGGAUUGGUCUGAGCAAGAUAUUUUUCCGCACAGGAGUAUUGGCACAGCUGGAGGAAGAACGUGACCUGAAACUGACUGAUAUUAUAAUUGCCUUCCAGGCCCAGGCCCGUGGCUUUCUUAGCAGAAAGGCGUUCAGCAAGAAACAAAAGCAACUGACAGCCAUGAAAGUGAUUCAGAAGAACUGCGCUGUUUAUCUGACACUCAAGAACUGGCAGUGGUGGAGACUUUUCACUAAAGUCAAACCCCUGCUUCAGGUGACUCGUCAAGAUGAGGAGAUGAAUCAAAAGGAGGAGGAGCUUCAUAAAGCCAAAGAAAUUGCCCAGAAGUCUGAAGCUGAACUUAAGGAGAUCACACAGAAACACAACCAGGUGGUAGAAGAGAGGAACCAGCUUCAAGCCAAGCUACAGGAGGAGGCAGAGUUGUAUGCAGAGUCUGAGGAGGUUAGGAUACGGCUGGAGGCCAAGAAGCAAGAGCUAGAGGAAGUGCUGCAUGAGAUAGAGGCUCGACUUGAGGAGGAGGAGGAGCGAAGCCAGGUCUUUCAGCAAGAGAAGGCGAAUCUGCAACAACAACUCAAGGAUUUAGAGAAACAUUUAGCAGAAGAAGAAAAAGCUAGACAGAAGCUUCAACUGGAAAGUGGGGCUGCAGAUGGGAAUAUUAAGAAAUUUGAGGAAGAUCUUUUCAUCGUGGAGGAUCAAAACAGCAAGUUGCAGAAGGAGAAGCAACAGUUGGAGGAGCGGCUAGCUGACUUUUGCUCCAACCUUGCUGAGGAGGAAGAGAAAUCCAAAAACUUGACCAAACUGAAGGCUAAACAUGAAUCUAUGAUUUCAGAUCUUGAAGUUCGAAUGAAGGAGGAAGAGAAAAGUCGGCAGGAUGUGGAGAAAGCCAAACGUAAACUGGAGACCGAGUAUAAUGAUGUACAGGAACAAUUAAAGGACGCGCAGACCCAGAUAGCAGAACUCAAGACACAACAAUCCAGAAGUGAAGUGGAAAUUCAGGACCUUCAGGCAUGCAUGGAAAAAGAAUCAGCUCAGAAGAGCAAUGCUGUGAAAAAGAUACAGGAAAUGGACGUGCUUGUCUCAGAGCUUCAAGAUGAGCUCGAAGCUGAGCAGGAUACUUGUAGAAGGUCAGAAAAAGCCAGAAAGGAGCUGGAAGAAGAGCUGUUGGCCCUGAGGACUGAACUGGAGGACUCACUAGACACUACAGCAGCACAACAACAGUUACGGGCUAAGAGGGAGCAGGAUGUGGCCAUGCUGAAGAAGUUGAUAGAAGAUGAAGGCCGAAGCCACGAGGCUCAAGUGAAUGAGAUGAAACAAAAACAUGCUCAGGCUGUAAAUGAACUUAGUCAACAGCUAGAGCAAACCAAACGGGCCAAGGCCAGUCUGGAGAAGGCGAAACAGGCCUUAGAGAAGGAGGUUGUAGACUUGAAUGGAGACCUUCGCUCGCUGGGUAAUGCCAAGCAGGAUGUGGAACAGAAGAAGAAGAAGGUGGAGACCCAGCUUGCUGACCUUCAGACUUGCUUCAAUGAGAGUGAAAAGAAGAGGGAAGAGUUUGGAGAUGCAGUGUCUAAACUGACUAUGGAGUAUAACAAUGUGAAUAGCAUCCUCAAUGUGGCAGAGAGCAAGAACAUCAAGCUGAGUAAAGAAGUUACUAGUCUCAACUCACAGCUCCAGGAUACACAGGAGAUACUUGGUGAGGAGACCCGUCAAAAACUUAAUUUUUCCACUCGGCUACGUCAAAUGGAGGAUGAACGAAACAGUCUGCUGGAACAAAUAGAAGAAGAGGCAGAAGCCCGAAGGAGCAUGGAGAAACAGGCCUCCAGCCUUACCACACAGGCCAGUCACUCACAUUUACCUGGCAUGUCUGAUGAGAGGCGUCUGGAAGCCAAGAUUCAACAGUUGGAAGAGGAACUUGAUGAGGAACAGGCAAACACGGAGACGCUCAAUGAGAGACUGCGAAGAAGUGUACAGGAGGUGGAUCAGCUGACCAGUGAGCUGCAUGUCGAACGCUCCAAUGCUCAGAGGAUCGAGAGUGGCUGGCAGCAAAUGGAGAGGCAGAACAAAGAGCUGAGGGCCAAACUGCUGGAGAUGGAGGGACAGGUCAAGUCCAAACAACGGGUCUCCGUCGCUGCACUAGAGACCAAGUUACAACAAAUGGAGGACCAACUGGACCAUGAGAGCAGGGAGAGACAAGCUAUUGCCAAGGUCAUGCGUCAGAAAGACAAGAAACUAAAGGAACUGAUGAUUCAGAUAGAGGAUGAACGAAAACAGAAAGAGCAAUAUAAGGACCAAGCUGAAAAAGCAAAUCUGCGAUCAAGGCAGCUUAAGUUUCAGGUGGAAGAGAGCUACGAGGAGUCUCAGCGUGCCACUGCUGCCCGGCUAAUAUACUUUUUAUAUAUUUAA